GUAUAAAUAUGUACAGAGUAAACGCGGCAUCUUUGGCGGCAGGUUUUUAUCUUAUCGUAGCUCAGGCAUCUGACCCCUCCAACUUCCAGCAGUCAACAUCCUGUACUUCCACAACACCGGACCUCUCCACAUCCAUCAACUACCUUAAGACACCUCACAGCAACUCUCGAUCACUGGCCGAGAAUUGCGCGCCAAUAUGGGUAAGUAGCGGUUCUUUCAAUAAAUGUUGAGCAGUUUACUCCAUCACAGGAAAACGGCAGCUAACAAUUUGCCGUCGCAGAGCUUCCGCUAACCGACAAGCUGGUCGACCGCCAGCGCGACGCCCUCUUCAACUACCCGCCACCCACAUCCCAAGCCGAGAUCAGCGCCAAGCGUCCGUGGAUGCGAGAUCCGACCUACUUCAAGACGGUCCGCAUCUCGCCGAUUGCCCUCGUCAAGAUGGUAAUGCACGCCCGCUCCGGCUGCCCCCUCGAGGUCAUGGGCAUCAUGCAGGGCUACGUCGACGGCACCGCCCUCGUCGUCACCGACGCCUUCCGCCUGCCCGUCGAGGGCACCGAGACGCGCGUCAACGCCCAGAGCGAGGCCGACGAGUACCUCGUCGAGUACCUGAGCCUCUGCCGCGAAGAAUCGCGCCAGGAAAACGUCAUCGGCUGGUACCACUCCCACCCGGGCUACGGCUGCUGGCUCUCAGGCAUCGACGUCGCCACCCAACAGCUUCAGCAACUCCAAGGCCCCAUGGUCGCCGUCGUCAUCGAUCCGGACCGCACCGUGUCCGCCAACAAGGUCGACAUUGGCGCCUUCCGCACCUACCCGGAUAACUACACCCCGCCGUCUCACCCCGCCUCAACCCCCUCCUCCACGGCCGGACCCACGACAACAUUAACAAGUACUAGUACUUCAGUCCCGCUAACAAAAGCAGACGACUACGGCGCUCACGCCAGCAAGUACUACCCGCUCGAGGUGGAGCACUACCGGUCGACGCUCGACGGCAAGCUGCUCGAGCUGCUGUGGAACAAGUACUGGGUGCAGACCCUGGCGCAGAACCCGCUGCUGACGAACCGCGAGUACGCGAGCAGCCGCAUGUGCGAUGUCUCGCAGCGCGUGCUCGAGGCCGCCGGCGGCGUGUCGAGGCUGGGCAAGGGCACGGCCGCCGCGGCGGGUGUGGGCAUGAGGAUGGGCUUGUUUGGCGGUGGUGGCCUGGGGGGUGGGGCUGGUGGCAGUGUGGGGGAUCUGCUUGGUGGUGGUGUUGGUGGUGAUGGCGGCAGGCCGGAGAGAAGUGGUGGGCCUGCGAAGGCAAGUGAUCAGGCGAUUGAGAGGAUCGUGCAGGAUGUGGCGCAGAUUGCAGCUAAGGAGAGGGCCGGGUUGAUGGCGGCCGAGGUGAAGGCGCAGAUAUUCAGCGGCGGGAAUUGAACUGCGUAAGCAGAAAAGAGGGGGCUAAGA
Parathielavia appendiculata is the source of this 1440-nucleotide messenger RNA. RefSeq names its product Mov34-domain-containing protein. Gene Ontology annotation, cellular component: COP9 signalosome; cytoplasm. Gene Ontology annotation, molecular function: protein binding; deNEDDylase activity; metallopeptidase activity. The coding region runs from base 382 to 1410 and encodes 342 amino acids. Gene Ontology annotation, biological process: protein deneddylation. The record is from RefSeq and is a predicted model, not a curated record. The transcript has a single exon. Lineage: Eukaryota; Fungi; Ascomycota; Sordariomycetes; Sordariales; Chaetomiaceae.